GUUUUCGAACGCGCCUCCGUCUUGUGGCACGGCGCUGCAUUAGUCUUGUUCCUGCUGUUGCUUCCACGAACGCCAUCGCCGUGCCCGAUCGGGUGUCGAUAUUGUUGCAUUCUUUUGCAUUUUUGCUUCUGAGUGCUGUACUUAUUAUGAAUCACAAAUUUUCACGUUAUUCCGUGCGCAAUUGCGUCCAGUGUACGUCCAUCGGUGACUUACUUAAUGAUCUUGUUUGCCGCGAUCUGCUUGCCGUGGAGUUCGCGAGUGAAUUGAAAAGCUUCGUCGUGCUUACACGCUUUCAUCUGGACAUUUUGGUUUAGUUUUUUCUGGUGAUCUUCUUAGGGCGUGAAGCUGGCGGUGUGUGCACACUCUUUUGCGUGCAUCUACCGCUUGUUAUUUGGUCUUUCGAUCCCAUUGAUUGAUCUGGGGUUGAGUUUCUUGUAUACUUUAGAUGUUAGAGAUAGCCAUUCGUCAGUUUUUUUUUUUUUUUUUUUUUUUUUUUUUUUCCUCCUUUCUUUCUUCUUUUCUAUCUGUUCAUUUCGACAGGUACAGGAUUUUUUAAGGUAGUUCAUUUGGUUUGAUCGGAAAAAAGGACAGCGUGAACUGCAGAGUUAAAAUUCAAGCACACCUCUAGUUUUUAAGGUUUCAACCAGAUCGGAAUUAGAUAAAAUUCUUAAAAUCUGGAGCUGAAGUAGUCGGAGAGCCUGUUGGAUCGGCUUGUAGUCGACCUGCAAAGGGGCAUGAGAAGAGUGUUCUCUAUUUGAGGUGCAAUAUGGGAUCCGACGGAGGUGUGAGCGAUGGCGGUGUGGAUAAAGAAACCACACAGCGGCAAGCGAUACCCGCGUUUAACUCCUCUUCUCCCAUGUUACUCGUGCUCACAUUCUGGAGAGAUUUGGAUUUAGAGAAAUGGAGGGCAGAGUUGGAUGACCAAGGACUGAGGAUCGGUGAUAACCAAGAGAACAGCCUCAAAAAUCGCCGCAAGCUUGCCGAGAGUACUCGGGAUUUCAAGAAGGCGUCCAAUGAAGAGAAGGCCAAGGCUUUUCCAGCUUUAUUAAAGGGAUAUCAGGAGGAGGUGGACAAUCUUACAAAAAGAGCAAAAUUUGGAGAAAAUGCUUUCCUCAACGUGUAUCAGAAGCUCUAUGAGGCUCCUGAUCCUGUUCCCGCCCUUUCUUCUGGCGCUGAACUAGCAACGAGAUUGGCGGAGCUUGACUCAGAUUACCGAAAGAUGAAGCAAGAGCUUGAGGAGUAUCGCUCUGAAGCAGCCCACCUCAGGAACCAACAAGCUACAGUGCGACGUCUGGAAGAGCGAAAUCGUUUGCUGGAACAACAGAUGGAGGAGAAAGUUAAGGAGAUAGUUGAGAUGAAGCAGCGUAGUCUCGCAGAAGAAAAUCAGAAGAACAUUGAAAUUAUCAGAGAGAGGGAGGCUUUUCUACAAAAUCAGCUACGGGCAGCCAAAGAGAGUGUGCAAAAUAUGCAAAGACUUCACGAGUAUGGGCAGACCCAGCUGUUUAAUCUACAUGCCCAAUCCGAGGAGGUAAGUGCAGCCAAACAGUCGGAGCUGAAUCUUCUGACAGAUGAAGUGGAUCGUUCUCAGGCUCGGCUCUUGAGUCUAGAGAGAGAAAAGGAACAAUUGCGAUCAGAACUGCAAGCAGUAAACAAUCAAGAGGUCCAUCUUCAGGAGCGGCUGAACGAGGAGGCUAGUAGCAAUCUAGAGGUUUCUUUGAAAGCGAAGGAAAAGAUAAUCUCUGAGCUACAUUAUGAGUUGCACACGAUUGAAAGCACUCUGAGCAACGAACGUGAACAGCAUCUUGUUGAAGUGAAAAGACUAAAUGCUCUUCUUAACGAGAAGGACUUGGUUCUUCAAGUUCUGCAGAAAGAACUCAGUGAACGGCCCACCCCUAAACAAGUAGAGGACUUGCGCAAACAAGUUAAAAUUCUGCAGGCGGUAGGUUACAACUCUGUGGAAGCUGAAGACUGGGAAAUCGCUACACGUGGGGAGGAUAUUGGAAAACUCGAGACAUUGCUACUUGAUAAAAAUCGCAAAAUGGAACAUGAACUUACCCAAUUUAAGGUUCAAUUGUCAGAGAGGACAGAGGCAGCAUUAGCUGCUGUUGAAAAAGUCAGAGAAUUGGAGGCUCAAGUGACAAAACAUAAGGCGUUAAUUGUGAAAUUGGAGGAGGAUAUCGUGAAGGGCUAUGGACCUUCACACGACCGUCGGCCUACCAAACAUUCAGAUGACUGGGACUUACCGGACUCGGGUAUUAAUGACUCAUCAGAGCAACAUGAAAGUUCUAAGGGAGUAGGUGGUGAAGACCGGAAUUCUAUGUUGCAAGUCAUUUGUAGCCAGCGUGAUCGAUUUAGGCAACGCCUGCGAGUUACUGAAGAAGAGCUACGGGCAUCAAGGGAUAGGUGCCAACUAUUGACAGCAGACGUUGAGCGGAGUAAAGCUGAUAAUGUGAAGCUUUAUGAGAAGAUGCGUUUUGUUCAGGAUUAUACUAAAGAAGGACCUGUUUCCCGAAAUAAGAAGCGCGGGGAGGAUUUGGAAUCAGGAAUGGGGGGUGAUGUAGAGAGCAGAUACAAGAAGAUGUAUGAAGAUGAUAUUAAUCCGUUUACUGCUUUUUCAAAGAAGGAAAAAGAUCGAAGGUACAGGGAGCUUGGUCUUCGAGACAAAAUCACACUCACUAGUGGUCGAUUUCUUCUUGGCAACAAGUAUGCUCGAACGUUUAUCUUUUUCUACUCCAUUGCUCUUCAUUUGCUUGUGUUUGCGAGUAUGUACAGGUUCUCGAGUUUAAGUCACAGUGCCAUCAGAGACCGGGAGAUGGGAUACAAUGAAGGCAGUUGAGGACAUCAAAGAUUACUCAGUAGCUAACGCGACUUUAGGAUCAACAUUGUAACUUGCCGUGAGAUAACCUUGUCCACAAAUUUAAACUCUUAGGAUACUGUGUGCAGGCGGAAAUAACACCUUCUCCUUCGCUUUCAAAGCCAGAGCAAAUUUUUUUGUACAGUCACAGAAUGAAUUGUGGAUAUCCGUUGGUUUAGCCACUAAAAUUGUGUUCGGUGAAACACACUAUACAAUUUGAAAAAAAUACACAAUUUUGCAGAAAUUUAGAAAAACCUUGCAAUUUCUGGUGCAACUUGAGCACACAAGUUUGAGCCCAUCAAUGCUGCAUUGAUAUCUGUAAUAGACAGGCUUCACUUCCCCACCGGUUCACAAUUAGAAAUGCGUUUAUCAACAA
Molecule: messenger RNA, 3230 nt
Organism: Physcomitrium patens
Lineage: Eukaryota; Viridiplantae; Streptophyta; Bryopsida; Funariales; Funariaceae
Product: protein CASP
Biological process (GO): intra-Golgi vesicle-mediated transport
Cellular component (GO): Golgi membrane
Source: RefSeq, a predicted model, not a curated record